GGCUCCCCGGCCCGGGCUCCAGUCCAGGGUGCGGACCGGCCGCGGCGCGCGCCCACCCCAGUGCCAAGGGGGAGGAGAGGCCGGUCCCGGGGCGCUCUUGUCUGCCCCGGGGUGGGAUCGCAGGGCGAGGGAUCCGCAUUGCAGGUGCACCAGGAGCGCCCCGGGGCCUAGCCCGGCUUUGUCUGGGAUGCUGUGGGGAGGAGGCCGUCUGAAUCCACAUCGCCUUUUUAAAUGCUUGUUACCACCCGGGGAACCUUAGAGACCCUCCCUGACAAGUUGUAUCGCCUCCCGUCCUGGUAGCCUUUCCUAUUUUUCAGUGCUGUACAAGCGUCUUGAAUUACUCUGGUAGCUUUUCCAGAAAGACCCAUGACUUCACCACAUUUCUCGAGUUACGAUGAAGGUCCUCUGGAUGUCAGCAUGGCAGCCACAAACCUGGAGAACCAGCUGCACAGCGCACAGAAGAACCUCCUGUUCCUUCAGCGGGAGCAUGCCAGCACGCUCAAGGGGCUGCACUCCGAGAUCAGGCGGCUGCAGCAGCACUGCACAGAUUUAACAUAUGAGCUGACAGUCAAAAGUUCGGAACAGACAGGAGACGGGACUUCUAGAAGCAGUGAAUUAAAGAAAAGAUGUGAAGAGCUGGAAGCCCAACUGAAAGUGAAAGAGAACGAAAAUGCUGAGUUGUUGAAAGAACUGGAGCAGAAAAAUGCAAUGAUCACAGUGCUGGAGAACACCAUCAAGGAGCGGGAGAAGAAGUACCUGGAGGAGCUGAAGGCCAAGAGUCACAAGCUGACCCUGCUGUCUAGCGAGCUGGAGCAGCGGGCCAGCACCAUCGCCUACCUGACCUCCCAGCUGCACGCCGCCAAGAAGAAGCUCAUGAGCUCCAGCGGGACCUCAGAUGCCAGCCCGUCAGGGAGCCCCGUGCUGGCCAGCUACAAGCCAGCGCCCCCCAAAGACAAGCUACCUGAAACGCCUCGCCGCCGCAUGAAAAAGAGCCUCUCAGCCCCCUUGCACCCGGAAUUUGAAGAGGUCUACAGAUUCGGGGCAGAGAGCAGGAAACUCCUUUUGCGGGAACCAGUGGAUGCUAUGCCCGACCCCACCCCAUUUCUGCUGGCUAGGGAGUCCGCCGAGGUCCACCUCAUCAAAGAGAGGCCCCUCGUCAUCCCCCCCAUCGCCUCCGACCGAAGCGGCGAGCAGCACAGCCCGGCCCGCGAAAAGCCGCACAAGGCCCACGUCGGGGUGGCGCAUCGGAUCCACCACGCCACCCCGCCGCAGGCCCAGCCCGAGGUGAAGACCCUGGCGGUCGACCAGGUGAACGGAGGCAAGGUGGUGAGGAAGCACUCAGGGACGGACAGAACUGUGUGAAGCCCGCCGUGCCCCACCCCGCGCUGUCCAUGCACUGUGAGCACCACUGGGAAAUCUCAGCCACACCUUUUCUGUUUAAUCCCAUGCAUGCCAAACAAACACUUUUCACACCUACCGACCCAUUCUCCUUCUGCUUCUCUUGCCCUCUUCUUCACACCAAAAUAUGAUCGUGUCCCUGCUGCAGAAUAUGUAUUUCCUAAUUGCUGUGGCCAAACGCCUGUGUGCUGAAUCGCUUGCUUCUGAUCCCGCUCCGUGUAACCUAAGUGCGCUGCAGGCAAAGCCCAGGCCACGGCUGCGUCACUACUGAUGUUCACGAUGCCACACAGUCACACACCUAAUUCAUUCUCAAGUCGGAGCAACACAUACCAACCUUGACCUUAUCCUCAAGCUCCAGGGCAGCCUGGCCGAGCAGCCCCUGCUCCCUCCUGGAGACCCUUGUCACCUCCCAAGCUCCUCCUGGAGACCCCUGUCACCUCCUGACCAACCUUUCCCAGGGCGGCACUGAUCACCGAGCAGCCGUGCGUGUAUCUCAAGGAACUAAAUAAGAUGACGCUACUCCUCAUAGCACCACAACCUGAAUGUGUGUUCAUAUUUUUUUGUUAGUUUUAUCCAAAAUGUUUAAGAUCCCAACAAACUUUAUUUUCUAAACCUGC
Messenger RNA from Pan troglodytes (chimpanzee), 2015 nucleotides. It is a transcript of the gene CCDC92, whose product is annotated as coiled-coil domain containing 92. NCBI's taxonomy places the organism in Eukaryota, Metazoa, Chordata, Mammalia, Primates, Hominidae. The coding region runs from base 367 to 1362 and encodes 331 amino acids. Gene Ontology annotation, cellular component: centriole. The record is from RefSeq and is a predicted model, not a curated record. The transcript is spliced from 5 exons.